AUGGCCACCCGCCUGCCUCCUUUAAAUGAUGUGGCGCCCUCGUCGUCCCUGGAGUCAUCGUCAUCCGUGAGCACCACUCCAGUUCCAGUUCCAGCUCCAGCUCCAGCUCCAGCAUCAGCCACAGUGUCAGUAUCAGCAACAGCAUCAAUACCACUCACCUCGAACCCGUCCUCAACAGUCCUCUCCACUCCAAAUCAAGAUCCCGACUGCGUCAAGCAGGAAGCCUCCCCUACCCCCUCCUGUUUCACCUCCGCCGACGGCGACACACCCGUCGCCGACAAUGGCGGAUCUACGACGGCCGCGGGCCGGAAACGCAAGCUCAACAGUACCUCGUCGCGCGGCGUGGCCAAUCUGACUCCCGAGCAAUUGGCCAAAAAGCGAGCGAAUGAUCGGCAGGCCCAGCGGGCGAUCCGGGAGCGGACCAAAUCGCACAUUGAGUCGCUUGAGCAGCGGGUGCGGGAGCUCUCGUCUCAGAAACCGUUUCUUGAUCUCCAGGCGGCGUUGAAGCGGAAUGAAGUGAUUGAGGCGGAGAACCGGGAUUUGAAGCACGGGCUUAAGGCGGUGAUGGAUAUUAUACAGCCGCUGGUUGCGAAGCAGGACCCAAAUCUGCCUCCUCCUCCUCCGCCUUCCCAACCUCUGAACCCUUCCUUCAAUCCGCUGCAGUAUACCGAGACUCACCAUUUCACCUCGAGCGGCCAAAGAUUCGAGUCAUCCUAUACGGCGACGACCUCUGGUGCAGAAACGCCGACGUCGACACACUCGGCACCUACGAUGAGUGCUCAUCCACAGGAUAGCAGCAACGGACUGGCGUCGUUCCGGAUCGCAUUCGACUAUCAGCGUCAUAACCUCGCUCAUGGAUUGGAUUUUGGUACAGACGAGAGACUGGGUUUCAAUUUCCUGCUCGAUGCUACUCAGCAAGUUCCUCGGAUGGAAGGGUUCCGUCGGUCAAUGGAGAGCUUCAGGCCGUCUCAGGCAGAUCCGCCUCCAGUCUACACACCUUCGCCUAGCGGUCUUGCGCCGGAGCAACCCUUGCCCGCAUACAGAACUCCGAUCCGGAACGUAGCCCCGACAUGCACAUUGGACGCCAUCCUGUUAGAUUUUCUUCAGAAUCGUCAGCGCAAAGCGGCAGAGGGAGUUCCCACACAGAAGCUCAGUGUUUACUCGCAUCCACUGUCAAAGGUGUUUGUCGAUAUCCUUCGCGCAUUUCCAGAUAUUUCGUCCCUGCCUGAGCAAGUAGCUGUCUUAUACGUAAUGUUUCUCCUCAUGCGGUGGCAGAUCUACCCGACGCCAGAGAACUAUGAGCGGUUGCCCGAAUGGCUCACACCUCGGCCCUCUCAACUUCUCACACCCCAUCCGGCUUGGAUCGACUACAUUCCGUGGCCGCGGAUGCGCGAUCGGCUGGUCGCCUCGUAUCAGGAAUAUCCGUUUGAACAAUGGUUCAUCCCAUUCACUCGGACCCUGUCCGUGAACUGGCCGUACGAGGCGACGGACUGCUUGCUUUCCACCAGUGAUCAUGAGGAUCUCAUCAUUAAUCCAGUCUUUGAGCGACAUUUUAGAAAUCUGGACAAUUGGUCGCUCGGCCCAUCUUUCGCGGAAGCGUAUCCGUACAUGGCCGAAACCGCGAGAAUCAAAUCUUAA
Messenger RNA from Aspergillus novofumigatus IBT 16806, 1638 nucleotides. RefSeq names its product bZIP transcription factor. Bases 1 to 1638 code for a protein of 545 amino acids. Gene Ontology annotation, molecular function: DNA-binding transcription factor activity. Gene Ontology annotation, biological process: regulation of DNA-templated transcription. The record is from RefSeq and is a predicted model, not a curated record. The transcript has 3 exons. Lineage: Eukaryota; Fungi; Ascomycota; Eurotiomycetes; Eurotiales; Aspergillaceae.